Xenia sp. Carnegie-2017 is the source of this 1168-nucleotide messenger RNA. RefSeq names its product elongation factor 1-delta-like. Gene Ontology annotation, cellular component: eukaryotic translation elongation factor 1 complex; cytosol. The record is from RefSeq and is a predicted model, not a curated record. Bases 299 to 1102 code for a protein of 267 amino acids. Lineage: Eukaryota; Metazoa; Cnidaria; Anthozoa; Malacalcyonacea; Xeniidae. The transcript is spliced from 12 exons. Gene Ontology annotation, biological process: translational elongation. Gene Ontology annotation, molecular function: translation elongation factor activity; guanyl-nucleotide exchange factor activity.
GUUUACUUCACUUCCUCCUUCAAUCUCAAAAUUGGUCUUUGGAAUAUGUUGUGGGGAGCAUGUCACCUUCAGUUUCCUCCCCGAGGACGCCCCUGCCACUGGUGAAAUCAUGGCUUGUAUGAUGAUUCUUUAUCUAAGCUGGAAGCACAAAUACAACUGGAAACACUAUUCGUACUGUUACUCCAGUGCAGUGGUCUAGUGCAGAGUGUUACCUUCUUUAUUCUGUUCUGUACAACUGGUAGUACUGAGCUAGUAACUUUUGUAGUUGUGCUUUAUAAAGCUUUAUAUCUUUACAAAAAUGAUAGAAUUGAAAUAUGAAUCGAUCUGGUUCGACCAAAGAAACUUCGAGGAAGCUGAAAGUCGAUAUCAAACGUUCCUUGUUCAGAAAUCUGAUCAAAGUGGAGAGGCGAAGGGAAUUCCUUCUCGCUCAAGUUUAGUUGACCAGAUUGCAAAAGCAAGAGAAACAAUUAAGCAAACAUUGGAGGAGGAACUUGUUGGUUCAUCUGAACACAGUGGUGUUAGUGAGCGAAUGAGCAAGCUUGAAAAAGAAAACCAGGAACUUAAAAAUGUGAUCAAAGCUAUCCAGGAUAAUCUUAAUAAACUGGAAGCAAGAGUUUCCUACCUUGAAGGAGGAAGUGCUGUUGCUUCAAAGCCUGCAAAACCUGAGCCUGCCCAAAAGAAACAUGAUGAUGAGAAAGAUGAUGAAGACGAUGAUGACGAUGAUGAUGAUGAAGACUUGUUUGGUUCAGAUGAUGAGGAGGAAAAGGAGAGAGUAAAAGAAAUACGGCUGAAGAUGUAUGCUGAAAGAAAGCAAAAAGUGAAACCAGUUGUGGUUGCGAAAUCCAACAUUAUUCUUGAUGUGAAACCGUGGGAUGACGAAACUGAUAUGAAGAAGUUGGAAGAGUGUGUUCGCUCUGUUCAAAAAGAUGGUCUUGUCUGGGGAACUUCAAAAUUGGCUCCAGUUGGUUAUGGAAUAAAGAAACUUGUCAUAACUUGCGUUGUCGAAGAUGAUAAAAUUGGCACUGAUGACUUGGAGGAAGCCAUCACUGAAUUUGAAGAUUAUGUUCAAAGCGUUGAUGUUGUGGCUUUUAACAAAGUAUAAACAAAUGAUAUUGUAAUAAUCAAUAAACUAAAUUCUUAACUGAAUUAAAUUAUAAAAAUCAACGUA